UCUCUUCUUCAGGACUGUCUUCGCUAGAGACAGGCUGAAACGGCAUCAUGGCGGCCCUCAGACCCCUAACCAAACCUAAGAUCGUCAAGAAAAGGACCAAGAAGUUCAUUAGACAUCAGUCUGACCGCUAUGUCAAGAUCAGGGCAAACUGGAGAAAACCCAGAGGUAUUGACAACAGAGUGCGCAGACGCUUCAAGGGUCAGAUGUUGAUGCCCAACAUUGGUUAUGGAAGCAACAGGAAGACCAAACACAUGCUGCCCUCUGGAUUCAAGAAGUUCCUGGUCCACAAUGUCAAGGAACUCGAAGUCCUCAUGAUGAGCAACAAGAGUCAUUGUGCAGAGAUCGCUCACAACGUGUCCUCAAAGAACAGAAAGCUCAUCGUUGAACGGGCCGCACAGCUGGCAAUCAAGGUCACAAACCCCAACGCCAGACUCCGCAGCGAGGAGAACGAAUAAUCUGGAUAUCUUGUUGUCUUUUCAAUAAAGUGUAAAAUGUUAAAAAAAAAAAAAAACAA
This is a messenger RNA of Danio rerio (zebrafish), 514 nucleotides long. RefSeq names its product ribosomal protein L32 (gene rpl32). Gene Ontology annotation, molecular function: structural constituent of ribosome. Gene Ontology annotation, cellular component: ribosome. NCBI's taxonomy places the organism in Eukaryota, Metazoa, Chordata, Actinopteri, Cypriniformes, Danionidae. Gene Ontology annotation, biological process: translation. The record is from RefSeq and is marked validated.